Molecule: messenger RNA, 3878 nt
Organism: Oreochromis niloticus (Nile tilapia)
Lineage: Eukaryota; Metazoa; Chordata; Actinopteri; Cichliformes; Cichlidae
Product: sialic acid-binding Ig-like lectin 10
Exons: 12
Coding region: 575-2965 (796 amino acids)
Biological process (GO): cell adhesion
Cellular component (GO): plasma membrane
Molecular function (GO): sialic acid binding
Source: RefSeq, a predicted model, not a curated record
ACUGAGAGCCUUCACAGACAAAAUAAACAGAAGGCAAAUCAAAAGAAAACAUAAACCCAAAACCAUUAAAAUAGUUAUUGUUAUAUAAGUAUUGAAGACAUAAACAAUCGCACUGGCAACCAAACCAACGAAACCAAAAUCUAAGGAACAUAACCAAACUGAGAGUAUUUCAUGAAUUUAACAUUCAAAAAUACUUCUGUCAUGGUCUCCGAGACUCUCACAUAUCCUGCCUUUUUCUCUCUCUUGUUUUUUUCAGUUUUUCUCUUGCACCUGUUUUUGUGGGCAUUGUGUUUGUAUUCAUUGUAUCUAACAAACCUGAAAAUAAACCUACUUAACUUUUCCCAGUGAUCAGCAACAACUUAUCUUUAUAAAGUUUCAGUCAUUUUUGUUGUUUUUACAAAGUUCCUGAAAUCCUGUUGUAAAAAGAAGGAAGAAAGAAAAAAGAGAAGUGAGGAAGAGAAACUUUAAGGAUAAAGGUCAGCUGAGACCAUGGUGGAGAGAAGAGUGGUGAAAGACCACACAAAAGAGUUUGUCUCUGGAGGGAGAGACUGAACGUGCUGAUAAUCAAGUCAGGAUGUUUGUUCUGAUCUGGGCAACUUUCCUUUUGUGUGUGUGUGCUGAAACAGGCACAUCACAACAAUGUGUUGGACAAUACUGCAUCACACUUAGUGAGAGACUAACAGCAGAGGCUGGACUCUGUGUUGUGAUCCCGUGUUCUUUCACUACUGGUUUUGGAUUUACACCCAAACAUAUAGUUUGGUACAAAUGUAUAUAUUCAAGAUGUGACUAUGAUGAUGAAAUAAUAUUUCACAGCAAAAACAAUAUCCACGUUCGGUAUGGCUUUGAAGGACGUGUGUCACUCUUAGAGCCUGAUAUAAGACAGAACAACUGCAGCAUCAUCAUUAAUGAUCUCAAAGAGUCGGAUUCUGGAUCGUAUCGGAUCAGAGUUAAUGGUGAACUGAAUUGGAGAGAAAAUGGAUUUGCAUCUAUUCAAAGGACAACUGUCUUAGUUGAAGGUCUUAGUCAGAAACCCAGAGUUAAGAUUCCCACACUGACAGAGGGACAGCAGGCCACACUGACCUGUGUUGCUCCUGGUCUCUGCUCUGGAUCUGUUCCUGAAAUCACCUGGACAUGGAGAGGAGCAGGAGGGACUGAAUCUUACAUUACAGGAAACAGCACUGAUUUCAGGACUAAAAAUCUAACUGCUUUCACACAAAGACACAUUUCAACUCUGACUUUCAACUCCUCUGCUGAACACCACAACACCAAUGUCACCUGUAAAAUCCGCUUCACUGGGAAAAAAACUACAGAGGGGGAUUCAACUUUAAAAGUAAACUAUGUGAAGGAAGUUAACGUCACUGGGGGCACAAAUGUGAAGGAGGGUGAAACUCUGAAUCUGACCUGCAGUGUUGAAAGUUUUCCUCCAUCUCCUAUUAUGUGGUCUAAACCUGGUUCUGAUAUAACCCUGCACAAUGACACUGGAUCAGCCACACUCUCCAUAAUUAAUGCUACAACUGAACAUUCUGGACAGUACGUCUGUACAGCAAAACAUAUGAACAAUACCCUGCAGGAAAACAUCAAUAUAACAGUAAUAUAUAUAAGGACACCUCAAAUCAUUGGGAAUACAAUCAUAAAGGAGGGAGAUGUUCUGAAUCUGACCUGCAGUGUUGAAAGUUUCCCUCCAUCUCUGAUUAUGUGGUCUAAACUUGGUUCUGAUAUAACCCUGCACAAUGACACUGGAUCAGCCACACUCUCCAUAAUUAAUGCUACAACUGGACAUUCUGGACAGUACAUCUGUACGGCAAAACAUAUGAACAAUACCCUGCAAGAAAACAUCAACAUAACAGUGAUGUAUAUAAGGACACCUCAAAUCACUGGGAACACAAUCAUAAAGGAGGGAGAUGUUCUGAAUCUGACCUGCAGUGUUGAAAGUUUUCCUCCAGCCCUUAUCAUGUGGAGAGAUCUUAGCUCUAAAGCAAACAACAAACAUAGUGGAGCUUACACUAACCUGCAUAAUGACACUGGCUCAGCUACACUUGUCAUCCAGAAUGUGACAGCAGAAGAUUCUGGACAGUACAUCUGCACAGCAACACAUCCGGACACAACUGUAACAUCAUCUGUCAGUGUGAUUGUGUCUUGGUUUUCAAAGAUACAGAAUGGCUCUGGAUGUGUGCUUCAGGCAGAGGUUUUGACCUGUGUGUGUAUCAGUGAAGGGUUUCCUUUACCUACCAUCAAAUGGCCGCUCCUAAAGAACCACAAAGAGUACUCUAUCAAAACGACUGUGUCAAACCACACAGUCAACAGCACUGUCAGUCUAAAUGUAAAAAACUAUGGUAACAGCACUGUUGAAUGUGUGAGCAACAAUGAAAAGGGAGAGGCAAAAAAAAAUCUCAUGAUUCAAAGUGUGUCCAAUACAGUGGCUCACUCACCAGUUUUGAUCCUGGGAUAUCUGGAAAUCAUCAUUGCCUUUUUGAUUGGAGUAGUUCUUUCUGCAGUUGUUUGCUGUUUGAUUAAAAAAUGUUCAAGAAAAAAAACAAAGAAUUCUGGAAAUUUGGAUGAGACUUUGGAGAUGGUAACAAGUCAGGACGAUCCACAGCACAUAUAUGAUGGUCAAGAAACACAAGACAAUCAGUCCGACCCACAAGAAGAAGUUGAAGAUCAAGGUGUGGCAGCAGAGAAAGACGUGCCUGAACUCAGCAGUGCUCCGCAAGAAGUGGAGUAUGCAGACAUUGAUUUUUCCCUGUUGAAAAGAAACAGCAAGUCAGAGAGAAAGCAAGAAAGCACAAAGACGGAGUAUGCUGAAAUUAAGAAAGCAAUAAAAGGCAAAUGGGAAGAUGAAAUGGUGACGGGCGAGGAGGAGGAGAUGAUGACAGAGAUGGACUUGAAACAGUCUGAACCAGAAAAGGAGAAAGAGGAAGACGAGCCAGUGUACUCCACUGUGAAUGAUAUAAUCGAAAAAAUUUGAGCAAUGUUUCAUUGUGGGUUUCCCUCGGAUGAAUGUUCUUUGAUCUGAUGGUUUUGUGUAUGAAUAAUUCCACUUUGAACCAUUUUCAUCACACUGUGAUCACCACACCUCUACAUCUUAAAGUAGGGGCUAUGCAAAAUAAGGACUGGAGCUGGGACAUCAUUUUCUUAAUCCCUCUGCUAUUUUGCUGCCAUGUUUUUGGUUUAAUAACCUUUUCAGGUAACAUUUUAAAUGUUUUAUAAUGCAAGGGUAAGUGUGCCUCUUUGAACUGAACACAUUUGCCUAACAUGUAAAAGGUCCCCAGUCAGGACCAAGAGAAGAUAGCAGGCACAAACCAAGCCUCUGGGCAUCACAAGCUAGUGUACUCCUAGUUUACAUCCCAAUCCCCAUUAAAUAGGAGUGUUAUGCCUUAAAAAUCAUCAGGCAUAAAAUCUGAGCCAAAUCAUAUCAGGUGUGGCAAUACUAACUUACCUAGAUUGUAUAAGGAUAAAUACUUGCUUUAAACCUCCAUCAGGUGAGCACUUUUUAAUGGCCAAUAUUUUUCUCAUUCUGGGAAAAUGUUACUCAACAAAUUCUUCCCGGGAUGCAUUUCUCUCUGGAUAUUCUGUCAUAGCUUAAUGAGAUUAAUAAUUUUGAGUAUGAAACAUGUCUACUGUAGGUUAAAUGCAAAUUUUAGAUGUUUGAUGUUGGAACAAAUUUGUGUUUUCAACAGCGCCCUCACAGAAUACUCAUUGAUAGUUUCAGCAUGUAGACCUUGCUUUUUACUUUCUUUGAUAGCAAAGUUUCUCCAGGGGAAUUUAAGAGUGGUCAGAAGAAUAUUAGUUAACUUCAUAAACUAUAAAUCAAAAAAGCAGCAUUAUUCUAUGCAUGCACACAGGUAUGGCACCAAUACGUUUUAAACAGUAUCUGCUUA